Messenger RNA from Temnothorax curvispinosus, 2274 nucleotides. RefSeq names its product hippocampus abundant transcript 1 protein-like. Gene Ontology annotation, biological process: transmembrane transport. Gene Ontology annotation, molecular function: transmembrane transporter activity. The record is from RefSeq and is a predicted model, not a curated record. The transcript has 4 exons. Lineage: Eukaryota; Metazoa; Arthropoda; Insecta; Hymenoptera; Formicidae. The annotation marks the transcript as partial.
ACAAAAUUUGUUUUACAGGUUGGAAAAGACCAUACUAUUUUAAUGCUGUGUGUCACUGUGUUCCUGAGCUACCUUCCUGAAGCGGGACAGUAUAGUUGUAUAUUCGUUUACUUAAAAUUGGCUAUGGGUUUCUCCAAUGUCAUGGUAGCAAUAUUUAUCGCUGUGGUGGGCAUCCUGAGUGUGGGAGCGCAAAUUGUAUUAGGACCCUUGAUGAGAACCCUCGGCGGCAAACAUACUAUAAUGCUCGGGCUGUUAUUCGAGAUGUUACAGCUCAUGUGGUAUGGAUUCGGCUCGCAAACAUGGAUGAUGUGGGCCGCUGGAGUACUUGCUUCCGUGUCAAGCAUCACAUACCCCGCGAUUUCCGCAUUCGUAUCCAUGCAUUCUGACGCUGAUAAACAAGGAUUGGUACAAGGUAUGGUAACUGGGAUGCGUGGUCUCUGCAAUGGACUUGGACCUGCUAUGUUCGGCGUCAUAUUUUACCUCUUUCAUGUCGAUCUUAACGACGACACGCCCAAUCUCCCCUUGAAACCGUCGUUCGUGGACGAAAACAACAGAACGGGAACUAAUACACAUCUUGACAUAAUGCCUCAGCUUGUACCGGGGCCGCCGUUCGUGUUUGGUGCGUUACUUGUGAUCUGCGCGCUGCUAGUAGCCGCAUUUAUUCCCGAAUCAAAUACGAUGUCAACAGGAUCGUUGCAUCACCCAUCCACUUCCCGGAGGCCCUCCGGUUUGUCCUUGGACGUUCAGUACGAGGCAGACCGAGUAGGAAGUGGAAGAGGAAAGAUCGGUCCGCUAUCACCACUAGUCGACAAUUGUAAUUCCGCCGCGCUAUAAUGUCUAUUGAAAAAUGUAAGACAAGCCAUAUAGCACACGAUGAGAAUACUUUAGCCAAGCGGUAAAGUUUCACCCUUAAUCAGAGGUGAAGAGCUCGUUACUAUGAAAUGCACCUGACUCGAAUCAGGCGACUGUAAUAGAGUUGUCUAUAUUGUAUUAUACUAUUUGUUUAAGGCAGUAACUAAGCUUGAUUUUAGGACUUAUCGAUGGAACUUAAUGUUUAGGUUGUGACAAAUUUGCACAAGCAGUGAGCAAGCUUGUGCGAUAAUACCGUGGGUUGAUCUCAGAGUCGUGUAUGAUCGUACGACAAGCGUGUUAUGUUAAAAAAAAACGUAACAUUAGAUCUUCCUUUUCAAGAUUCUUGCGCCGACUUUUAAAUCAGAUGUAACAAUUUUACGCAAAGUAAUCAAUAUCAGUGACUCUUCACGCAACUCGCCAACGGCACAAAUCGAAGUUAUCGGUGAAAACUGUAAUCCGUAUUUUAUUAGAUUUAUACCUUGAAUAUUAAUCCUUUACUUUGAUGUCGUAUCCUUUUCUCUUGUUUCUAAUUUAUGUUACCACUUUUUAUAUCAAGUGCUAAUGUAAAUUGCGCAACGUAUUUUUGCAUCUCCGUACAUUUGUAGCACUAAAAAUAGCUUUUACACAUUCCUUGUAAGCAUAAUUUUUGCAUACAAAAACAGCAUUAAUUGACAAUUGAAAAGGAUGCAAAUUCUUUGAAACGUAUUUUCCUUUUGUAUGAUAUAGUAAUUACUUAUUAUUCUUGUAUAUCAUACACCAUAAUUCAGCUAAUAUUUAUAGAUCAUGCGACUCGUUUCUUUCUGCACAAACUAUUUAUUUUAAUAGAUAGAAACUAUAAACAUAACGAGAAAGGCCUCAAUACUAGAAAGAUAUACGAAGUGAUAGUUUGUCAUUGAAAGACAAUGGUAGACGUUAACAUUACUGAAUAAAAUGAGAUAUUAAUUAUUAAUUGAGAAUCAAUAAUUCUCUUAAAUUAUGUGUGUUAUAAUCGGAGUCAUUGAUGUUAAAACGAAAAGAAACGUUUUAUAAUAGAAUAGAAUCUUGUAUUUUGCUUCUGUUUUACAAAAAUAUCAAAACUUUUAGGAAGAAUAUGUUUUAAUGCAGUGGCAUUAUUGAUUUAUAUAAAAUUAAAAUUAUAAUAUAAAAUUUUGAUUGGUUAAAUAAUGUUUUAUCUUUAAAUUGUGUUAUUAUUAGUAUAUUUACAUAAAAUAUUAAUAGCACGUUCACAAAAAAUAGAAUCAUUUGAAACUAACUUGUAGGAAACGACAAUUAAUUUUAGUUACCGUGUACUGGGUUGAUUUUUAAGUCAUUAUACUCUUAAACUCGUUUAGCCUCGACGAAAGCCAAAGAGUGAUUAAUGACAAAUGCAAAUUAGUCAAAAAAUAACGUGCGAUAAUGUGCAACGUGCCCUUGUCUCAAAUU